Phodopus roborovskii (desert hamster) is the source of this 504-nucleotide messenger RNA. RefSeq names its product 60S ribosomal protein L7-like. Bases 1 to 504 code for a protein of 167 amino acids. Gene Ontology annotation, molecular function: structural constituent of ribosome; RNA binding. The record is from RefSeq and is a predicted model, not a curated record. NCBI's taxonomy places the organism in Eukaryota, Metazoa, Chordata, Mammalia, Rodentia, Cricetidae. The transcript has a single exon. Gene Ontology annotation, cellular component: cytosolic large ribosomal subunit. Gene Ontology annotation, biological process: maturation of LSU-rRNA from tricistronic rRNA transcript (SSU-rRNA, 5.8S rRNA, LSU-rRNA).
AUGGAGGCUGCACCGCCGGAGAAGAAAAAGAAGGUUCCUGCUGUGCCAGAAACUCUUAAGAAAAAGCGAAGGAAUUUCGCAGAGCUAAAGGCGAAGAGCUUUCAGAAAAAGUUUGCACCGAAGACACUCGGGAAGGCAGGGAGGAAGCUCAUCUAUGAAAAGGCAAAGCAUUAUCACAAGGAAUACAGGCAGAUGUACCGGAAGGAGAUCCGCAUGGCUAGGAUGGUAAGGAAAGCUGGAAAAUUCUAUGUGCCUACAGAACCAAAGCUGGCCUUCGUCAUCUCAAUCCGAGGUAUCAAUGGUGGUGCAAGCCCAAAGGUGUUGCAGCUGCUCCGUCUUCGUCAGAUCUUCAAUGGCACCUUUGUUAAGCUCAGCAAGGCUUCGAUUAAUAUGCCAAGGAUCGUGGAACCAUACAUUGCAUGGGGGUACCCCAACCUGAAGUCAGUAAACGAACUCAUCUACAAGCAUGGUAUGGCAAAAUCAAUAAGAAGAGAAUUGCCUUGA